CAUCCUAGCGGAAGACCUCAUCGGCGAGAAGACAAAUUUUUGCCCUCCUCUCCCGAAACACGAAGCACAUCCUUCUCGGCUCGUACCUCCGACCUCAGCUCCCUGUCCCCAAAUGUCCAAACCCUAACAAACUGCUCCGACCGACCACCUGCCUUCGCCGUUGGAUGCCGCCUCGCCACUCCGGCCGCCGCCGCCGCCGCCGCCAAUGACGGGGUCCUCUCUCUCGGCUACCCAAGUACCUGUGCCAAUCGAAUUUCCUUUAAAACUUUGGAGGAGUUAGAAAUUUGGGGCAGCGAAAUAGCUUCCUAUCAAACCGUUCUUGGGCGCUGGUGCGAAAAAAUCCGCAAAAGGCUUCUCCGAUUCCUUCUUUCGAAGCAAAGCAAAAUCACAUCACAAGAGAGGAGAGUAUAGCUCACAAUUCUCGACCAAAGUCUCUUCAUUCUAAUGGCCGCCAAGAAGCUGGUCCGAGACUUGGUGCUCUCGGGACACCCUCUUCGUCUCCACCUUAGUUCUCAGGCCCAGAUUUUUUUCCUUCUCGAGCUCUUUCUUGAUUUUUCUCUCUAUAUUUCUUGCAAUAGCCAGGCUUCGAGUUCGAGGUUGAGGUUGAUUACAGCAGGUGGGCACUCGUGUAAUCGUCGAUAUAGCGUGUUUAAUGAGUUCUCUAAGAAAGUUAAAGGCGAAGCAAGCGGCAAUCCAGAGUUUCAAAAGUCAGUGAAGCAGCUAAAAGAAAAAGCAGAAGAGCUUAAAGGGGUGAAGGAGGAGCUUAAAGUUAGAACAAAACAGACAACUGGGCAGUUGUGCAAGCAUGUCGAUGGUGUUUGGACAGAGGCUGAAGCUACAGCAAAGAAGGUUUCUGCCAAUGUGAGGGAAAAAAUAUCUUCUGCAACUGAGGAGGUCAAAGAACAGUUGGGGAUUGGGAAGCAAGAGGAAUCAGCAUCUGCGAGUGGUUCAGCAAUACAUGAUGCUCACGCCAAAGGUGGAAAUGAGGGAAAAUCAACAGAAGAAAAUGUCAUUUUUGGCAAAUACAGAACAAGCUUCUUUUCCUCUUCUCCUAAGGUCUCGUCAACUUUCCAGAAGCUGAAGGGAGUAAAGGUUGUUGACUUGGCAAAGCAGGGAUAUGAUAUUGUCAAGGAUGAGUUGAGUGGUAGCCCGAGUAAGAGAAAGCAUAUGGAACAUGCGCCUACUACGUCAACAGUCGAAAGAAGUACAAGAACUGAUAUAGUUGUUCUACCUUCUAAGCAGUCUCCGUGGAGUAAAAAGUGGGAAGCAUUUAAAGCGAAAGUCAAAGGGCAUCCCAUGUUCAAGCGUAUUGGUAACGUGAGUGAGCCAGUUGUAAUGUAAGGUCAGGAGAUUGCAGAAGAUAUGCGGGAGAGAUGGGAAACUAGUGACAGCCCUGUUGUGCAUAAAAUUCAGGAUCUCAAUGAAACUAUCUUUCAAGAAACAGAUGCUGCAGCAUCUAUGAAGGAAAUACGCCGGCGAGACCCAUCUUUCUCUUUACCAGAGUUUGUGGCUGAAGUCCAGGAAGUAGUAAAGCCUGUGCUUAAUGCUUACAUUAAGGGAGAUGUUGAAACUUUAAAAAAAUAUUGUAGCUCUGAAAUCAUUGAGAGAUGCAAAGCUGAGCAUGGUGCUUAUCAGAGCCAUGGCAUUUUUUUCGACAAUAGGAUUCUGCAUGUGUCUGACGUUGACGUAAGAGAAACAAAAAUGAUGGGCACUUCACCAAUUAUCAUUGUCGGGUUUCAAACUCAGCAAAUAUAUUGCGUAUGUGACAAAAAUGGUGCCAUAACUGAAGGUGGCAAGGAUACGAUACACACCGUCUACUAUGCUUGGGCUAUGCAACAAGUGGAUCCGGAAGAGCUUGGGGAAGGUGCUAUCUUUCCCAUCUGGAGGUUAAGAGAAAUGCAACAAAUCGGCGUCCAAGCUCUAAUAUGAUGGUUCUAUACUUAUUUAAUCAUUGAUUAAGGACAGGCAUGAUUCCUGCGUCAGAGUAGAUUGAUCAGUUGCUUAUUCGUAUGGUAAUGAGUUCGAUUUAUUGCCGAGAUCGGGAUAGAAGCUCAUCCAGUUAGGAUAUUCCCUUUUUUUCAUUUGGGGGGUUUUGAUAUCGACGGGCUGGUGCCAGUUUUGAGGGAUUACCGUUAAAGAAAAGAAAGUGUAUUUUUUUAAUGUUUCAUCUCAUGUAAAAUAAAUCUGGAAACGAUCAUGAGAAUGAUCGGAAAGUGGUAUGGUACUGUUUCCAUUGAUUCUAACUGUCGUACCUGCAUUGUCACUUCUGAUAAUGUAUCUGUAGCGGCGUGCUGUUAGACUCUAUAAAUCCUCAUUUAAGCAAAAUUCAGUUCCAAGA
Molecule: messenger RNA, 2338 nt
Organism: Eucalyptus grandis
Lineage: Eukaryota; Viridiplantae; Streptophyta; Magnoliopsida; Myrtales; Myrtaceae
Product: mitochondrial import inner membrane translocase subunit TIM44-2
Exons: 15
Biological process (GO): protein import into mitochondrial matrix
Cellular component (GO): mitochondrial inner membrane
Molecular function (GO): protein-folding chaperone binding
Source: RefSeq, a predicted model, not a curated record